CCACCAGGCUCGCGGCGGUGGGGGACCAUGUCCCGGGCCGACUGGUCCUUCCUGGAGCACCUGCUGGAGGAGGGCCAGGAGCACUCGACGCGCGUGGGCCGCGUGUGGCUCACCGUGCUCCUCCUGUUCCGCAUGCUGGUGCUGGGCGUGGCCGCCGAGUCGGCCUGGGACGACGAGCAGUGCAACUUUGUGUGCAACACGGAGCAGCCCGGCUGCGAGUCGGUGUGCUACGACCGCGCCUUCCCCAUCUCCCACUUCCGCUACUUCGUGCUGCAGGUCAUCUUCGUCGCCACGCCCACCAUCUUCUACUUCGGCUACCUGGCGGUGCGCACGGCCAAGGACCAGUCCGAGGAGGAGGAGGCGGAGGAGGAGGACGGGGUGGCGGAGGGGGAGAGGGCGGCGCAACAAGAGGGGCGGGGCCGAAGCGCGGCGGUGGCGUCCUCCGGGGCGAGGGCGGCUAGGAAGGGCAAGGGACUGGAGGUCAUCCAGGAAGAGGGGGGCGAGGAAGAGGGCUUGCGAGAGAACGCCGGCAAGGCCGCCAAGGAGGCGUCGGAGUCUCCGAAGCUGAAGGGGAGGCUGCUGGGGGUGUACACCGUCACCAUCUCCGUCACCGUGCUCCUGGAGGCGGGCUUCAUUGCCGGCCUGUGGGUGCUGUACGACGGCUUCGUGAUCGCCGCGCGCUACGAGUGCGUGGGGCUGCCCUGCCCCCACACGGUGGACUGCUUCGUGUCGCGGCCCACCGAGAAGACCAUCUUCACCAUCUACACGCAGGCCAUCGCCGGCCUCUCCCUGCUGCUGAACCUGCUGGAGCUCCUCCACCUGCUCCAGCUGGCCGUCUCCCAGCGACUGGAGAAGCGCUACCGCCGCGGCGCCACCUCGCUGCCGUCGCCGCGGUGGCGGCGGCGGCAACCGGGGGGAGACCACACCCCGAUCCAACUUCCGGCGCAAGAAGCCCCUUCGUACUGCCCCGCCGUCCCCGGAGAGGGCUACCCCGAGCCCCCCGGGAGCUACGUGGUGGUGGACACCCUGAGGUCCGAGGUGAACUGGGGGGCCGGCGGGGGAGCGGGGAACGGCGAGGGCGACAUCCCGCCCAGCUACCUAAACUGCUUGGGCGGGAUGCGCAGCACACAUUCCCCCAGGGCCCACGUGAAGAAGCACGUCCACGGCAACGGGAAACACAGAAAAGACAACCAUAAAGUCCACGCCAAGCUGAAACACUAUGUAUGAUGCUAGUAUCUCCAUCUGGAGGCCAAUUAACCAUGAACAUCUUUUUUUAUACCUCAUAUAUAUAUAUAUAUAGAGAGAGAGAUAUUAACACAUCUGUGAGUGUGAUGUGGUGAAAAAGGAGAAAGAAUUCUCUGUUCAGUGACCCCUUCGGCUUUGUUCACAAACACACACACACACACACGCACACGCACACGCACACGCACACGCACACACACCCAAACCCACACACACACACACUGCGCCGACGUCAAAUGUUUAAAACAAACAGAAGAGCUGUGUCACGGAGAAAGCCCCCCCACCCCCUCCCCUCCAGCGCCCAGAACAUUCAGAGACUUUAAAGCAGAGCCUUUAACAGAUAAAUGGAGCAGUUAGAAAAAAAAAAAAACAUUUUGAAAACGCUUCCCCUGGAGGCGAGGAGGACGG
Gadus morhua (Atlantic cod) is the source of this 1650-nucleotide messenger RNA. It is a transcript of the gene gja4, whose product is annotated as gap junction protein alpha 4. The coding region runs from base 28 to 1227 and encodes 399 amino acids. Gene Ontology annotation, molecular function: gap junction channel activity. Gene Ontology annotation, biological process: cell-cell signaling. Gene Ontology annotation, cellular component: connexin complex. The transcript has a single exon. NCBI's taxonomy places the organism in Eukaryota, Metazoa, Chordata, Actinopteri, Gadiformes, Gadidae. The record is from RefSeq and is a predicted model, not a curated record.